Messenger RNA from Thamnophis elegans (Western terrestrial garter snake), 1710 nucleotides. Its product is annotated as zinc finger protein 665-like. Gene Ontology annotation, biological process: regulation of DNA-templated transcription. Lineage: Eukaryota; Metazoa; Chordata; Lepidosauria; Squamata; Natricidae. Bases 1 to 1710 code for a protein of 569 amino acids. The transcript is spliced from 7 exons. The record is from RefSeq and is a predicted model, not a curated record.
AUGAAGUUUUCUGGUUUUAACGAUGGAGCUCAAACAGUGGUUGAACCUACAAAUCAAGAGAGUCUUGUGUCCUUCGAGGAGGUGGCUGUGUAUUUCUCUGAGGAGGAAUGGUCUCAACUGCAUCCUGACCAAAAAGUACUCCAUUCUGAAGUCAUGCUUGAAAAUCAUAGGAAUGUGGUCUCACUGGGUAAUGGGCAGGAGAAUCAAGAUUCCUGUGAAGUGUUCCAAGCAAUCAAUGCUGAAGAUGGAACGAAGAACUUUGGAAUUCAAAUGGAAUUAGAAAGCCAUGAAAGAAACCAGCCAAACAAUUGGAAUCAGGAAAGCUCAUCUUCCAUUAAUACUCUGUUGCAUGACUUUCUUGCCCAACAAGAGAAAACAAGGAAAAAAUACAUUGGGAAAAGUGUGAAGCUAAUUAAAACUAAAUUACAUAAAUGCAUGGAGUGUGGAAAGACCUUUGGUCAAAAAAGUCAUCUUUUUCACCAUAAGAUGAUCCACACAGGCGAAAAACCAUAUAAAUGCAUGGAGUGUGGAAAGACCUUUGCUCAAAAAGGUCAUCUUUUUCACCAUAAGAUGAUCCACACAGGCGAAAAGCCAUAUAAAUGCAUGGAGUGUGGAAAGACCUUUGCUCGAAAUAGUAAUCUUCUUCGCCAUAAUAUGAUCCACACGGGAAAAAGUCCGUAUAAAUGCAUGGAGUGUGGAAAGACCUUUGCUCGAAAUAGUCAUCUUUUUUGCCAUAAGAUGAUCCACACAGGCGAAAAACCAUAUAAAUGCAUGGAGUGUGGAAAGACCUUUGCUCAAAAAGGUCAUCUUUUUCACCAUAAGAUGAUCCACACAGGCGAAAAACCAUAUAAAUGCACAGAGUGUGGACAGACCUUUGCUCGAAAUAGUAAUCUUUUUUGCCAUAAGAUGAUCCACACAGGGCAAAAGCCAUAUAAAUGCAUGGAGUGUGGAAAGACCUUUUCUCGAAAUAGUCACCUUCGUUGCCAUAAGAUGAUCCACACAGGGGAAAAGCCAUAUAAAUGCAUGGAGUGUGGAAAGACCUUUGCUCGAAAUAGUCAUCUUCUUCGCCAUAAGAUGAUCCACACAGGGGAAAAGCCAUAUAAAUGCAUGGAGUGUGGAAAGACCUUUGCUCGAAAUAGUCAUCUUCUUCGCCAUAAGCGUAGUGGGCAGGAGAAUCAAGAUUCCUGUGAAGUGUUCAAAGUGAUCAAUGCUGAAGAUGGAACGGAGAACUUUGGAAUUCAAAUGGAAUUAGAAAGCCAUGAAAGAAACCAGCCAAACAAUUGGCAUCGGGAAAGCUCAUCUUCCACUAAUGCUCUGAGGCAUGAAAUUCUUGCCCAACAAGAGAAAAUAGGGAAAAAAUAUAUUGGGAAAAGGCACACAGGGGAGAGACUGUAUAAAUGCAUGGAAUGUGGAAUGUCCUUUUCUCAAAAAGGUAAUCUUUUUUGCCAUAAGAUGAUCCACACAGGUGAAAAACCAUAUAAAUGCACAGAGUGUGGAAAGACCUUUGCUCGAAAAAGUAAUCUUCUUUACCAUAAGAUGAUCCACACAGGGGAAAAGUCAUUUAAAUGCAUGGAGUGUGGAAAGGCCUUUGUUCAAAAUAGUCAUCUUCUUCGCCAUAAGAUGAUCCAUACAGGGGAAAAACCAUAUAAAUGCAUGGAGUGUGGAAAGACCUUUGUUCGAAAUAGUCAUCUUCUUUGCUCUGAGCAGUAG